GCCCCAGCCAGCCCCAAGUGCGGGCACACGGCCACACGGCCCGCACGCCCUCUCGGCACCUCCCAUUCCCAGCCCCCAGGCCAGCCCUAAUGCCAGCCCCAUUCCCAUUCAAAACCAGCCCUAGCCCUCCCUCAUCAUUUGAGAUUUUGAGCCAACAGAGAAAGAGAGCCAGCUGGCGGCCGCACGAGAGACGGGAGAGUCGGGGAGACCCUUCUUCUUCGACCCUUCGAAGCCCUCUGCCAUCCGACCCUUCGCGAGUCUCUUCGAUCCUUCGAACCAGUAGGAGUUUCGUGAGUUCUUCUUCAACGCUUCGAAGUUUUAACCAACAAGACCUUUCGCAAGUUCUUCAGGAGCUUCAGUUUUUUCAUUCAUCGUUUUGAUCUAAGUGCAGCGGUGGGAUACUCGGGAAUAUGGAUUUGGUGUCUGGUUACAAGGGGGUUGUUGGGCUUGUUUUUGGAAGUGAAAACUCUACUUCAGGCGAAGAUAGUUAUGUUGAACGUUUGCUCGACCGAAUAAGCAAUGGCGUACUGGCAGAGGACAGGAGGACUGCUAUUGCUGAACUUCAAUCGGUUGUAGCAGAGAGUCAAGCUGCCCAGCUUGCAUUUGGGGCAAUGGGCUUUCCAGUUCUUACAGGCGUUUUAAAGGAAGAACGUGAUGAUGUCGAAAUGGUUCGAGGUGCUCUAGAAACUCUUGUAAGUGCUUUGAAUCCUAUCAAUAGUGCAAUGGGAGCAAAGAAUGAGGUCCAGCCAGCUGUAAUGAACAGUGAUUUGCUUUCUAGAGAAUCUGAAAACAUUUCUCUUCUUCUAAGUUUGUUGUCGGAGGAGGAUUUCUAUGUUCGGUACUACACACUACAACUUCUAACAGCUCUUCUUAUGAAUUCUCCGAAUAGGUUACAGGAAGCUAUUCUGACCAUUCCUCGUGGUAUAACUCGGCUUAUGGAUAUGCUCAUGGAUCGUGAGGUUAUACGAAAUGAGGCCUUGUUACUUCUCACUUAUUUGACGCGUGAGGCCGAGGAGAUUCAAAAAAUUGUGGUAUUUGAAGGCGCAUUUGAGAAGAUCUUUAGCAUAAUUAAGGAGGAAGGAGGUUCAGAAGGCGGUGUUGUUGUGCAGGACUGUCUUGAAUUGCUAAACAAUCUCCUGCGUAACAAUGCCUCUAAUCAGAUAUUAUUGAGAGAGACUAUGGGUUUUGAUCCUCUAGUAUCGAUUUUGAAGCUCCGAGCAAGUUCCUACAGUUUUACCCAACAAAAGACAAUAAAUCUGCUCAGCACGUUAGAAACCAUUAAUUUGCUAAUAAGGGGUGGUCCAGAAAAUGAGUCUGGAAAAGAUGCCAAUAGACAAACCAACAAGACAGUAUUGGUUCAGAAAAAGGUUUUGGACCACCUUUUGAUGUUAGGAGUUGAAAGCCAAUGGGCUCCUGUUGCUGUGCAUUGUGCGGCACUACAAUGCAUUGGUGAUUUAAUUGCUGAACAUCCCAAGAAUCUCGAUACUCUUGUGAGUAAGGUUCUUGGAGAAGAACCUCAUGUAGAACCUGCUCUGAAUUCUAUUCUCCGAAUCAUUAUGCGGACUUCUAGUCUGCAAGAGUUUGUGGCGGCUGACUAUGUCUUCAAAAGAUUUUGUGAGAAAAAUUCUGAUGAUCAAGUGAUGCUUGCAUCCACACUAAUCCCUCAGCCGCAUUCAAUGACUCAUGCUUCAAUUGAUGAGGACGUGAACAUGUCUUUUGGAAGCAUGCUAUUACAUGGUCUUACUCCAAGUGAAACUGAUGGUGAUCUUGAGACUUGUUGCCGUGCCGCGAGUGUUCUUUCCCAUGUGAUAAAGGACAACAUGCAGUGCAAAGAAAGGGUUCUAGGAAUUAAACUGAAGGCGCCUGCACCAUCUCCAGGACCCCCAGAGCCCUUAAUGCACCAUCUGGUCAAGUACUUGGCUCUUGCAUCUUCCAUGAAAAAUAAAGAUGGAAAGUCAAGUACAACAGGGAAUAUGUAUGUCCAGCCUAUUAUUCUCAAGCUGUUAGUGACCUGGCUUGCUGAUUGCCCUAGUGCAGUGCAUUGCUUCCUAGAUUCACGUCCCCAUCUCACAUUUCUACUUGAGUUGGUUUCAAAUCCAUCUGCAACUGUGUGCAUAAGGGGAAUGGCUGCAGUUCUCUUGGGAGAGUGCGUCAUUUAUAAUAAAUUGAAUGAAAGCGGUAAGGAUGCAUUUUCCGUAGUUGAUGCCAUAAGUCAGAAAGUUGGGCUUACGUCAUACUUUCUGAAGUUUGAUGAGAUGCAGAGAAGCUUUAUCUUUUCCUCUGCAAAGCCAACCCAGCCCCGUAAACCAUUGACAAGAUCUAAUGCUGCUAGUAUGUCAGAGAUUGAAGAUGCUAGUGAGAAUGAUGUAACUAACCAGAAGAAUGAGGAUCAUCCAAUUCUUGCAUCAAUUUUUGAUGCUCAAUUUGUUAACUCUGUUAAGAGUUUGGAAGAAAAAAUCAGAGACAGCACUGUAGAAGUUUACAGUCAUCCAAAGAGCAAGGUGGCAGUGGUGCCAGCAGAAUUGGAGCAGAAGAAUGGCGAAAGUGAUGGGGACUAUAUCAAGCGGCUAAAAUCAUUUGUAGAGAAGCAGUGUUCUGAGAUACAGGACCUUCUUGCACGAAAUGCAACUUUGGCUGAGGACCUUGCAAGGACAGGUGGAGGCGGUUAUUCUCAGCCUGAGCAGAGAGUGGGUGGAGGCUUUGAGAGAGUCCAGAUAGAGACACUGCGGAGAGAUCUUCAAGAAGCAUCUCAACGGGUAGAGAUGUUCAAGACAGAGAAAGCAAAGGUGGAGUCUGAGGCAGCCAUGUAUAAAAACCUGGCUGCAAAGGUUGAAUCUGAUCUCAAGAGUCUAUCUGAUGCUUACAAUAGCCUUGAACAGGCCAAUUACCAUAUGGAGAAGGAGUUGAAAACCUUGAAGGGUGGAGGGGCCACGACACUUCCAGAUAUUGAGGUAAUAAAGACUGAAGCAAGGGAAGAAGCACAGAAGGAGAGUGAGGCUGAACUAAAUGAUUUGCUCGUGUGCCUUGGGCAGGAGCAGAGCAAGGUUGAAAAAUUGAGUGCAAGAUUGCUUGAAUUGGGAGAGGAUGUAGAUAAAAUGCUUGAAGGUAUAGGAGAUGAUAUGGGGUUGCCUGAAGAUGACGAGGAUGAGGAAGAUUGAUGAUGAUUAUAAAUGUAGUAUUGGAGUUAAUUGUGUUUUUCUCAACUCUUUGUACAUUUUUUAAUGAAUUUGUACAGCACUAUUUUUAUUAUUUAGUGUGUUGAGAACAGUAGUAAACUGAAAGUUUAAGAUUGGAUACUAAAUAUUUAUUGCUUAAAAGCUC
Molecule: messenger RNA, 3321 nt
Organism: Malania oleifera
Lineage: Eukaryota; Viridiplantae; Streptophyta; Magnoliopsida; Santalales; Ximeniaceae
Product: golgin candidate 6
Exons: 20
Coding region: 411-3158 (915 amino acids)
Biological process (GO): vesicle fusion with Golgi apparatus; endoplasmic reticulum to Golgi vesicle-mediated transport; transcytosis
Cellular component (GO): endoplasmic reticulum; cytoplasm; Golgi membrane
Source: RefSeq, a predicted model, not a curated record